CCUCUUGCUCUGUAACAGACACUGCAGGAAGACGCUCCCCUGUAUACAGGAAGUGCUAAACGACUAAUUGGCUAGUUCGAGGUGAAAAUCUGUAUGGAUUUGAAAGAAAUAGGUAGUUAGUAACCCGGCUCCUAUUUAUGUAGAGAAACAAACCACGGAAACUACACGCAAAAAAACCCAAGACGAUUACCAACAACUCAAAAAUACAUCGACCCAGGACUUAAUGGAAUAAUAGUGAGAAAAAUACAACUAGCUUUGGAAUGUGCCAAACCUUAAAUAGAUACCAUAUGUGUCGCGCCUGUUGAUGGAGAUCUAAUUCGCUACUGUACUGGUCGAGACGGGUUUUUUGUACUUUUUUGUAUACGUUUUAGCUAUAAUGUUGCAUCUGACUAGGGCUCUUCUAGAUUUUCAAUAACGUGAGUGUAGCUGGUUGGAUCGCAUCAUCAUCCCACGGUCUCUAGCUGUUCAUGCCAUCUAGUCUACUGUAUGCUUGUUAGUUAGCCAUCUUAUCGCUAGCUGAAGCUAAUUAUAUAAUUGGUUUGCAGCGUAGCUCGACUCACUACCGCAACUAACCUAGCCUAGCACUACUGGGUCUAAGCAAUAAUCGUAGCUCUAGCUAGUCAAGAAAAAAUAUAUACACGCCUUCUGCUGGACUAGUUUAUUAUCAUUCACGUGGCUGGUCAUAACCUCCGUUAUCAAACGUUAUUUAACGGAGUUUAUGCAGCUGUCCCGCAGUGCACUGGACAGCCAAGAAAUGAUGUGCUUUCUUGGCUUUACACAUUAGCAACUUAAGUUGCCUGUUGACGAAGUUUGUAGCCGGGAUAAUCUUCAGUUUCUAACGAUAGCAGGUUAUGUUGAAGCAUUGGCUGCCUUAAGAAAUCAUUGAAUCAUUUCAAUGUUUCACUGAUUUUGUUUCAUAUUAGCAAGCAAGCUGGCCAGCUAGUUUUUACAGCUCCAGUUUGUGAUUAAACUCAGCCAGGAACAACGCACAUAGCCACCUGUUAGCGCGAGCCUGGGACAGGAGACAGUUAACGUUAGCUACUUCAGCUAGCUAGCUUUUUAACGAGUUAGCUGGUUGUUACUACCUGUCAGUGUGUGGAAUAGGACUAGGUUGUGUGGCAACUGCGGUGGAUUGAGUUCUACCGCUCUGCCUCAACGGGUCAACCCUUAGUUGCAAUCCUGCAGUUCAUGUUUCGACAAGAAGUCAGUGUAUUAUCUUUUAUUCCGUCUUGUUCGUACCUUUUCCAAUACGAGAAGAGGAAUAUGUCUAGAUACAACAUCUACAGUCUUUUAGACUGGGUUUAUGGUGGAGUGGACCCAAAGUUCGAAGGCAACGGGGGACCUGAAUGUGCCGCCUUCCUGGCACCUCAACAGCGUAUGAGCGAAAGUCUUGUCAUAGUCCUGAUUUCAAUCGUGGAGAUUCUCCUUGCACUAAGGAAAAUUAACGUUUCUAAAGACCACAAAUAUGUCGCGAAAGAUGGGACCAAGACAAGACAAGACAGUUUAGGAAAGAACCUUUUGCUGGUGGCUCUAUGUAUGACUUUUGGAGUAGAAGUUGGAUUCAAAUUCGCCACCAAGACUGUGAUAUACCUACUGAAUCCAUGCCAUGUCAUGACAAUGGUGCAGAUUUUCCUUCUGGCAUGCCCGCCAUGUAAAACAGCCAUGGUCAUCUUUAGGCUUCAGGUCCACAUGCUGAAUGGGGCGUUACUGGCUCUCGUCUUCCCUGUGGUCAACACCCGACUGCUGCCGUUUGAGAAAGAGAUCUAUUACAUCCAACACUCCAUGCUGUAUCUGGUCCCUGUUUACCUGUUCAGGAAAGGAGGCGUGUACAAGCCAGAGCCUCUGGGGGACAUGUGGUGGGCACUCCUCUCCACCGGCAUCCUGUUUCUCUAUCACUUCCUGUUCCUGCAAAGCCUGGGCCUGGUGACGGAGGUGAACCUGAACAACAUGCUAUGCCCGGCGGUGUCAGACCCGUUCUACGGCCCCUGGUACCGGGUGUGGGCCACAGGCCACCAGACCCUGCUGACUCUGGUCCACGGGAAGGUUCUGACCCUGCUGUCGCACCACACCGGCCCCACCUGCAGAUACAUGCUGGACACGGCCCGGCUACGCAGCAAGAAGGUCGACUGAAGACACAUGCCGUCAGACACCUGGGACACACACACACACACACACACACAGACACCUGGGACACACACACACACACACAGACACCUGGGACACACACACACACACACAGACACCUGGGACACACACACACAGACACCUGGGGGGGGGGGACACACAGAGACCUGGAACACACACUGCCUCACUGUACGCUGCCCUUUUUCUGCAGGUAACACACACACAUACUGUCGCUUUGAAUAGAAGCGUCUGUUAAGUGAAUACACACACUGCUCUAUGCUGCAGGUAACACAACACACACACACACUGAUAGAGCCUUUCACUCCAAACACCUGUUCUGAUGUUGGAAAAUGUUAUAUCAGCAUUCUUAAUGCACCAUGUUCUCCUUAUCAUAUUUGUUUUUACAAUGACAACAAAACACCUUUCAGGGUCAACUGAAACGGUGUCAUUCUAGUUAGCGUUCCAGCUGGCUUGCAUACGUGCUCACACAUAGUAAAGACUGCUUACGUGUUAGUGUGUGGAUAGCCAGAUGAAAAGAAAUUGCCUUUUUUCCAAGAAUUGUUUUCACAAAUUUAUAUUGUCUUAAGUUGCCUUUUGUUGAAGUUAUAUUUGUUUUACUCGAAAUUGGUCUAACCCAAAUGUCACAACUGUAUUAUCUUUGUAAUACUUUCACUUCUUAACUUUAGCUAGCCAUGCCAGUUGCCAUUAUAUGUUUGUAUCUCAAAGACAUCUCAGAUGGCUGUUAAUGUUAACAGCAUAAUUGUUCCGAGUCAUUACUUUGGGAUGUGAUGUCUAUUAGAAGCAAUGUUCAAGAAAUUGUGAGCAGUCUGUUACAACCUCAGGACCUUGGAAGGAGAACCUUUCACCGUGUAGCAAAGGUGGGCAGAGUUUUCCCGGAAGGCCGAGGGAAGCAGUUCAGAAACGGGAGACAUCAAAAGGGAACCUGUGCCCCUGUCUAGAACCUGCCCUCUCGGUGGAUAUCGCUAUUUAUUAACCCAAACUGAAGCAAGGGAGCAGAGGGGACAGUACCUUCCAGUACUUUCUCUUAGUCAUUUCAAAAUCGGUUCUCUGCUGAGAGACCCAUGGAUGUUAAAAGGGAUGUUUAAAGGAUAUGACCUACAGAUAAAUGUAGAUAGAAAUGUAACAAUGUAUAUAUCAUACUGACAUGAAACUCGGUUUUAUCAAAUCGUGAACUGGGCUUGUCAUUGUACUUUAAAUCUACAUUUGUAGCGUCUUGAUCAAUUUCAGUCUAAGUACUCCAUAUGUUAUACAAUCACAUACUGUAUGUUUAAUGUAUUGGAUAAACUGCUUCCAUUGAUAAAAGAGCUGACAGGGAUGUCUUUUUGGAACCCUGUUUUAAGGGAUGUAAUGAGCUCUCUGAUCAUUGGACGGCGAGGGAUUCUAUUGUUCGUCACUGAAUGAGAACAUGUUUCAAAAGAAAAUGAGAUGUUACGUUUUUGUACUUUUUACCAGGUUAAUGUGCACUUGUUCUGUAUAGAGAAUAAAAAGGUGUUUACUC
This is a messenger RNA of Osmerus eperlanus (European smelt), 3643 nucleotides long. RefSeq names its product transmembrane protein 164. The coding region runs from base 1189 to 2130 and encodes 313 amino acids. The record is from RefSeq and is a predicted model, not a curated record. Lineage: Eukaryota; Metazoa; Chordata; Actinopteri; Osmeriformes; Osmeridae. The transcript has 7 exons.